This is a messenger RNA of Manduca sexta (tobacco hornworm), 5193 nucleotides long. It is a transcript of the gene Efr, whose product is annotated as UDP-xylose and UDP-N-acetylglucosamine transporter. Gene Ontology annotation, biological process: transmembrane transport. The transcript is spliced from 2 exons. Gene Ontology annotation, cellular component: endoplasmic reticulum membrane; Golgi membrane. Bases 163 to 1176 code for a protein of 337 amino acids. The record is from RefSeq and is a predicted model, not a curated record. Lineage: Eukaryota; Metazoa; Arthropoda; Insecta; Lepidoptera; Sphingidae. Gene Ontology annotation, molecular function: UDP-xylose transmembrane transporter activity; UDP-N-acetylglucosamine transmembrane transporter activity.
UUCGAGGCCACGGUCACAACUACAAUCGUAUUUGAUUACGCACACACUAGCGCCGCAGUUGUCAACCGGGCUAAACGUGUGUUUGUGGUUCGUGUAAAUAAUGCGAUAAUUAUCGUGUAUUAGAGUGUUUUACGCGGAUUGUGCCAAAUAUAAGAUAGAAAAAUGAAUAUCAAAGCGGCGCUGGGUAUUACGAUGGUCUUCGUUGGAUGUUGUUCCAACGUAGUGUUUUUAGAAUUAGUAGUGAAGGAAGACCCGGGCGCGGGAAAUUUGGCGACGUUCCUGCAAUUCUUAUUCAUAGCAACGAUUGGCUUCUGUACGGUCGGUAAAUUCGGUACCGCCAAGCGAAACAUACCUUUCAAACAAUAUCUUCUACUAGUCGGGUUUUUCUGGACAAGCAGCGUGGCCAACAAUUAUGCCUUCGACUUCAAUAUCUCCAUGCCUUUACACAUGAUCUUCAGAGCCGGUUCAUUGAUGGCGAACAUGGCUAUGGGUGUCUGGAUCCUUAAGAAAUCCUACCCACCCUUGAAAUACUUGGCUGUGUUCAUGAUAUCAGCCGGCAUUGCUAUUUGCACUAUUCAAUCGAGCGGUGACGUCAAGGCUCCGAGAGAGACUCACGAAGAUGCUGCAGAGGAAGAAAGGCUUAAGUUCAUCGAUUGGCUGUGGUGGUGUCUUGGCAUUGCUAUCCUCACCUUCGCCCUCUUCGUGUCGGCCAGGAUGGGGAUAUUCCAAGAGUCAUUGUAUUCGAAGCAUGGGAAGCAUCCUUGGGAAGCUCUGUACUACACCCACUUAAUGCCUUUGAUAUUUUGGCUGCCGACGACUACAAACUUGGUUGGCCAUGUAAAGUUGGCAACGGAGACGCCAUUGGUGGAGUUUUUGGGCUUUGCUAUCCCAAAACAAGUCCUAUUUCUGACUCUCUAUGUCCUAACCCAGGGUCUGUGCAUCAGCGCUGUUUACGUCUUGACUACGGAAUGCGCCUCCCUCACAGUUACUCUUACUGUUACUCUGAGGAAGUUCGUCUCCUUACUAUUCUCGAUUAUGUAUUUUAGGAAUCCGUUUACCCUCGGCCAUUGGAUCGGGACCCUGCUGGUCUUUGUAGGGACCCUGAUAUUCACAGAGCUACUGCAGAAGUCUGUAGCAUUGUUCAUUCCCAAGAAGGAUAAGAAAAAGGUGCAAUAAUAGGAUUGUUAGGGUUUUACAGUGCAAAUGGAUUGUAUAGUGCUGAUGUAUUUCAAGUUUCUGUGACGACUUUCCUAGUGCUUGAAUCAGAUAUUAAGUCAUAUUUCAUGAGAAUAAUAUGAAAUCCGUUAAGAAAAUAAAACUGUUACCACGGCAAAUGUGUAACGUAUGCAUAUAAUUGGUCAAGUUGAUGACCUGAGGUUUGAAGUCCAGAACCAGGUCGUGACUGCAAGAAAUUUAGUAAUAUGCUAUGUUAUAUAACUUAACAUGUCAAUAAACUUUAUAGAAUAUACGUAAACACAAGAUGAAUAAUUUAACAAUUUAAAAAUACUAAUAGAAACUGCUUCGAACACUAUGAAGGUCAUAUUGGGAGGAAAGUGCGAUGUGAACGUCAAUAUAGAAAUUGUAUUCCUAAAAGCUCAACCUUAUUUAUUACCUUUUAUUGGAAUAUUUUAGACAUAUCUUCACAUAAAAAACUCAAUAUUAUUUACCUUAUCAAUUGUGUUUCAAAAACUACUACAAGACUACCAUACAACUAUAUUUAGAAAACAAUUAAAAAUGUCCAAAUAUACUAGCAUAAUAGUUGCCAUAAGUUGGUACGUAAAAAUGUAAACCAUGGAAGAAUUUUUUUAUAUGUUUAGCGAAUAAGAGUAUAAACAAUUUAGGAAAAAAAUGUACGAGGCCAUCUUGAUUGAAGGUUGAAAGGUUUUUUACUGGUAGAGGAAGACUUAAGCCCAUGCCAUUUGUAAAGGCAGGCAAAGUCUUUUAUAGUGAAUUCAGAAUUGGAAUGCAGACUUUUUUUAAUUUACACCUUUACUUGCAUCCAAUACAAUUUAAUGUAAAUCAAUUUUUUUUAUUCCUCGACAUGUCGACCUGAUUCUGCGAAGAGGUUAUAAAAUGUCGUUAAUGACAAGUGUGCAAGUAUACCCAUAUAUUUAUAAUGGUCUUAGUAAUAUUGUAUUUUGUGAUAUAAAUUGUUUUGCGUGCUAAUUUUGCCUAUUCAUGAUGAUGAAGUGUUUAGUUAUCUAACUGAUAUUGCCAAUUGCUCGCGUGAACGACGUAUCUCCAUUCAAAGUAAUACAUGAUUGUCUUGUUAUAAUUUGCUAGAUUUAGCUCGUAAGUAUCUCAAUGAUAUGAUUCCUCAUGAAAUUUUGAUAGGUUCGGCAAAGAUUAUAUUAUCGAUUCUAGAUUGUAUAACAUUACAAAUUAUUUACAAUUAAUGACUAAGAGUGUGCUAUUGGUUUAUGGUACUAUUUUUUAUUUAUGUUUGUGUUAUAUUUAUACUUAUAUUACCUAGUAGGAUAAUAAUAAAUUAAAAUGAUUUAAAUAUUGUAAUUAAUUUUAUUGUUGUAGCUGAUGUUAUUAGCUAUUUAUAAUUGAAGACCUUUUUAAUAUGUUUAUAGCGAAAUCUUUCGCUAGCAUGAGAUUAGCUAAUUUAUUAAUAUUUAUGAUACGUGUGCUUGUCCUAAUUUUGAGUACAAAUUCAAUUUGAGUCUCUAUCGGUCAUGUCAGGAAACUGGGUGAUUUCCAUCAAGAUUCAGCUGUUUUCUUUAUAACUUUCGAGUUAUGAAGGAUGUUGCUGUUUUAAUAUUUAUGCUCUUUCCCAGUAUCUGAUGUAGAGUGUUGCCAAAACGCUAGUUGGCGGUGUGUGGCAUAUAACUUGUGCUAACGUCGUGUACCGACGUCAGGUCGACGUGGAGCGGCGUUUUUGACGUGCGUGAUAGUGAUUUGUUCUUCUUUAUUAUUUAUUUUAGAAACCAAUAUCUUCAUGUAGAAGAACAGUAACUGUGACAGCUCUUAUGGCUUUUGUUUUUUCCUUCUUCAGCGUUUAUAAGACUUCUGAUAUGGCUAACUUUUGUACUUUAGCUGUUUUUUUAGGUUUCUUGAAUAAACUGUCGGUCAGUGGUUGAUUUGGAUUUUCUUAAAUAAAUUCUAUGGAUUGUUUUUUUCAAUUCACGGUCUUGUUACGCGAUAAAUUUUAUCAAAUAUGUUAAGAGCGCGCAGAAAAGUUAAUGCCAAACCAUUGCUGAUUAACUCGUUAACGUCAGUAAGGAUCAUUCACUAAAAUCAUUAUCACUAUUCGUCGCUUAUCUUUUGCCUAUCAUCCUUCCGUAAUGUUCGUUUAGUUGAAGUUUUUUGUGAUGUUCAUUGCAUAGACGAUUGAGUACAUGUAACAAUGUAAUCUUAUGUCUAGUACACACAAGUAUGCAAAUCAACUGCUUGUGUGUGUGAAGUCAAUGAUGUCAAUUUACAGUUAUUUUUCAUACAUCUAACGGUCUUUAAUGUGAAUUGUUUUAUGACUAAUAGUAAUGCUUUCAUCGAUAUAUAUGUAUUACUUACUAGAUUUGGCGUUCCGAACAUUCACUGUUUUUAACUGAAUUGAACUGCAAUCCAUUCAAACUGACUUUAGUAUGAUCAAUAUUGACAGCUUGUGGUUGUGUACGGUGUGGCGCUCAUGAUAUAAAAACUCGAGUUUAAGUGUAAACCUGGAUUUGAAAAAAAAUAUAAGUCAAAAAAGGGAAAUUAUUUGUUGUUCAAGUCAAUAAAUAGGUUAUAACAGUGACGUUUUGGUUGCCAUUUUAGUUCAGAUUUUGAACAAAUAGUUUAUAUGGACAUACGUGUUAUAGAAUAUACGUAAAUGAAUGCUUCGAUUUCUUUCAAAUUAUAAUGCAAAUUUUGAUAAAUCUGUAACAUAUUUAAAAUAAUGUGAUAUCUUAUUUGCUAGAUACUUUGAUAAUCAGUUUUAAUUUUGCAUUGUAAGCUGUACUAAUGGACCGACAUUAGGUUUAAUAUCCAUAUUAAUGGUUGAUUAGUCUGAAUUAAUUUAUAUAUGUGCUAUGUCAUAAUCUGGCGCAUUAGUAUGAUCAUAUUAUGGUAUUAAUUUCGUUCUAUUUGAAUACCGUUUGUUAAUUAUCUGAUUUGGGUUUUAAAAUAUAAUUUAUACUAAAAUCAAUGGUGUAUUAAAUUGACUCGUUGGAUUCCAUUCUUCGACCAAGGAAUUAUACUAUUUGUUUCUCGGAUAUAAAGGCUUGGUAAAUUUGACUUGCUGUUCAUAUUAUUGUAGUUUCUUAGGUUUUUCUUAUUCAUCACGAAGUUUUCCUUCACCUUCAAUGCAAAUGAUAUUAAUAUAAUAAACUUACUAUGAAAAACCACACAUUUCCUGUAUCGAACAUUGAUAUUUUGGUAUCGGCAAGUCUGUUUAAUUAUUGCUAGUGGGUCAUAAAUUUCCUCUGGUUUUCUUUGAAUGCAAUUUAAUCAUUCUGUUGCUUUGAAGUACAUAUGGAUAAAUUUAAGAAUAGGUAACAAUAAUAUUAUCACUAAUUAUUGUCAUAUACGAAACAUUAUCAAAUGAUAUCAAUGUACGGAAGUUAUAAAACAUCGAGAUCAUUUGUAUGUAACAAAGAUUUUAUGUAAAUGAUCAGCUGUUAUAAAUUAUUGUUGUCAAGCAGUAAUAUGCAAUUGGCCUUUUCGAAACAUAGAAUCUUUAGUUUGCAUUAAGAACGCAUGACAAUGCUAUAAAGAUAUUUGUAAUUUAAACUUCUGAAUAUUAUUGUGUAUGGGAAGUCCUUGGAGGUUAUAUUUGCAUAAGCACCUAAUUUUUGAUAAACUUUAAAUAAUAUUUAACAAAUAACUAAUAGAAGUCGUUAGCCGCUAAUAUGUAUGUGCUAUUAAUAAGAACAUGUCGCUUUCGGCCUCAGCUGUUUUUGUGCGUUAGCCAAUAAGAAUUGUCAAAGUGACAUUUGGUAUUCCGAAUUUGAAUGUCUUAAAAUAUGAUUGACAGUUUUUUUUUAAUUCUCGAAUUAUCGAGUUAAUGGAAGUAAGCACAUAGGUUUUACACAUGUGAUUGUUUUAAUUUUCAAUUAAUAAAUAAUGUGAUAGAGUUGUGUAUUAUGUCAGAAACGCCGUGUCAUAUUUUGUCGUAUAUUUUGUUGCGGUGGCUUGUUCAAUGCAUUUUUACUUUAUAUAGUUUUAAGUACAAAAUGAUUGUUGUGGAAUAAAAUAACGUCCUUUUCCUUA